This is a messenger RNA of Microbotryum saponariae, 674 nucleotides long. The record is from the annotation of a GenBank genome assembly. NCBI's taxonomy places the organism in Eukaryota, Fungi, Basidiomycota, Microbotryomycetes, Microbotryales, Microbotryaceae.
AUGCUUUUCAAGCUCCCUAUCGUCCUCGCCAUGGCGCUGCUCACCCUUGGCGCCUCGGCGAGCGAACGCUUCACCGUCACGUCACUGCGCCGACGCGGCCAACCCGGCGAUUACCUGCAGGACCGUGGGAUCGUCAAAAAACCUUUGGAUGGCGAACAGAUCAACGUUGGCCAGACGUUCCAGUUGCAGUUCAACGGUAUUUGGGUUGGGAAACUACUGAGCACCGUUGCCAUCGAAGUCGCGAUCGAGAUUCCGAGUUUGAAUUAUACGCGCCGAGUAAGCUUCUUUGGGGCUCGUUUGCAUCGGGGCCUGCGUGAGGUGAUCUGACCUCGAGCGCGCCUGCUCACUAUCCUCCCGCAUCACAGCUGGCCAAGAACCUUGCGUCUCCGGGCUUCGACAAGCCCAUCAUCCAAAAUUUCUUCUUCAUGCAUCCUAAGGGCAGUAGUGUCAAGAAGGGUACGAUCUUGCCCGGUACCGUAAGUCAACUCCAGAACAAACCCCCCCCCCCUCUCCCGCCUCUCUCUCUCUCUCUCUCUCUCUCUCUUGUGCUGACGAGUUCACGACUCGUUGCUUUGAAAAAGAUCAACGUUUAUGAGCUGCAAAGUGGGACGAGGAGAAACGGCGGCGGCAACUACUUCCUGAACAAGAAAGUACCAGUCAAAUUCGUCUUCUGA